GGUGGUGGGCUUCGUGGAUGUUGGCGGCAGCCGUGCAAGGGAAAAGCUCUGAGAACGCUGGAGGCACGGUCGGGCGCUCAUUGAGGAGGGCAGCGUGGUCAGGUCCUUUCUCCUCCUUGUGAUGAGUGGAUGGAGUCGCGCUGAUUAUCCCGGAAUCCAUUGCAGGGGGUGGCGGCGGCGGCGUGGAAACCCGGGCCUGCUGAUACAAGCGGUGGCCGCCGCCCCCAGGCAGGAAGAGUUCCUCCUUAGCUCCCCUCAGAGUGAAGACAGUCCAAGUCCCAAGAGACAGCGCCUUUCACACUCAGUCUUUGACUACACAGCAUCAGCACCAGUUCCAUCACCGCCAAUGCGACCAUGGGAGAUGACAUCAAAUAGACAGCUUCCUUUAGCUCGAUCAAGCCAACAUCACUUCUCAGGGGAACGAUGCAACACACCUGCACGCAACAGGAGGAGCCCUCCCGUUAGACGCCAGAGAACAAGAAGAGAUCGAUUGUCUCGACACAGUUCCGUUAGCCAAGAUGAAAACUACCGUCUUCCGUAUGGACACCAACAAGCAAUAGAAGAACCCAGAGCCUUUCACCCACCGAAUGUAUCUCCCCGUAUGUUGCACCCGGCUGCUCAUCCAUCACAGCAGAAUGCAGUGAUGGUUGACAUUCAUGAGCAGAUCCACCAGGGCCCAGUCCCUGUUUCGUACACAGUGACCACAGUGGCGCCCCAUGGGAUCCCACUUUGCACAGGUCAGCACAUACCAACUUGCAACACGCAGCAGGUCCCAGGGUGUUCUGUGGUUUUCAGUGGGCAGCAUCCCCCCAUCUGCAGUGUGCCUGCCCCAAUGCUUCAGGCAUGUUCCGUUCAACACUUACCAGUUCAAUAUGCAGCUUUCCCACCCCUUCUUUCUAGUGACCCAUUUCUUUUGCAUCCUCCGCACCUUUCUCCACAUCACGCUCCGCACAUACCACCUCCAGGCCAAUUUCUUCCCUUUCAAACGCAGCAGACACGGUCGCCUCUUCAAAGGAUAGAAAAUGAAGUAGAGUUGCUUGGAGACCAUCUUCCUGUAGGAGGUUUUACUUAUCCACCUUCAGCCCAUCCGCCGACAUUGCCUCCCUCAGCCCCUCUUCAGUUCUUAGCGCACGACCCUUUACACCAAGAGGUGUCCUUCGGAGUACCUUAUCCACCAUUUAUGCCUCGAAGACUCACAGGACGUAGCAGAUUUCGAUCCCAACAGCCAAUCCCGCCUCCUCCAUACCAUCCCAGCCUAUUACCAUAUGUGCUAUCAAUGCUUCCAAUGCCCCCCACGGUUGGCCCUGCCUUCAGUUUUGAGCUGGAUGUAGAAGAUGGUGAAGUAGAAAACUAUGAGGCACUUCUGAACUUGGCAGAAAGACUGGGAGAGGCCAAACCAAGAGGUCUGACAAAAGCAGAUAUUGAGCAACUUCCAUCUUAUAGGUUCAACCCAAACAACCAUCAGUCAGAACAGACUUUGUGUGUAGUAUGCAUGAGUGACUUUGAGUCAAGGCAACUACUUAGAGUUUUACCAUGUAACCACGAGUUCCAUGCCAAGUGUGUCGAUAAAUGGCUUAAGGCAAAUCGUACCUGCCCUAUUUGCAGAGCUGAUGCUUCAGAAGUGCAUCGUGAUUCAGAAUGACCAGUCUAAGAGCACAAUUAUACUUUGGGUGUUCCUAGUCACGUUUGUGUGUGUGUGUAUAUAUAUACUACAUAUAUAUAUGAUCUCUGCAUUGAACUUAACCUGUGUGGCUUCCGGCCUUCCCUUUUACACAAAAGGGUCAAUGGACCUUCCUUUGCACUGUGUGUGAUUUAAUCAACUAUAAAGCUUAUCAUUAGUCUUCACAAUUAUGGGAUUGUUAUACUAACUGUGUGAUUGGAACUCCAGCUUAAUUUCGUGUGUGCACUAACAUUCCCUGGUUUUUGUGUGAUCAUUCCGAGUGUUGCUGCGAGAUUACAGUGGAACGUGAUCUUCUAGCAUGUGCUUUUAUAUUAAAAAAAAUGGUAGUUCCAGACAAUAUAGCAAUCUACCUUAUAUAGAGCCUUCAAAUACUGUGAGUGGGAAUAAAUGGUGUGGGUGGUUGCGUUGAUCGCAGGGUGUCUGUGUGUCUGCGGAUGAGCAAGUGUUUGGACAAGUGUGUGAGAGGACUUAUAUACCAGCAUGUACUGAGGAUGUAUGUGUGUAGUAUUAAUAAUGCUGCAAUGUAUAAUCUUGUGUAUUAUUUAAACAGUACUAGUACUGUACACUGGUUUCUUUCUUGCACACUGAAUGCUAAGGAUGCAGCAUUUGGGAUUUCAUCCCCCUCCCUAUGUAUUUAAUAGUUUAAAAGGCUUUUUUGCUUUUAUUCAGACAAUUAUUAUGCUUCCCAUUAAUUGGAGAUAUUAUGUCUGUCAUAAGAGCAUAUUGAUUCCCCAGUUACUAUAAAUAAUUAGCCUUAUUUUUAGGCCAUUGUCUUCAACUGGUGGGUCAGGAACCACUACUGGGUUGCAGCCAGACCUAAGGAACAGCACCAACUCCACCAUGUAAAUAGAUAGUAAGAAAGUAAGAAGUGGGUCCCCAAAUGUACGUUUGGACUAAAGGUUGAUCCCAGGUCUGAAGACUACUGUUUUAGGCUGCAGAAGUUGCAGCAUUGCACAGUCAGGUAGCAAUAUUAAAAAAAACCUCAACUCGUGAUUGAAAGUUGACGUCCUCUCUGCCUUUUUAAACCUUUCCAGCCAAUAUUGGUUCUUUUCUGUCGAACAUUGAAACUGGAUUUUUAUGUGAAAUGAUAAAGAUUCCACACCCCAUUUUCAUCUUGUGCAAAUGCUUCUUGUAUUUUUGGCAAAAUAGCUCUUAAAUACACAAUUUAGCUUACGAACACUGGCACUAACACUGCUUGCCAUACACAAGCAAACAAGUUCAAUUAAUUUUAAAGAGAGAGAAUCUUUCCUUUCCUUUUUUAAAAGCAUUCAACUUAUGAGCAAAAUCCAAUUUUUAGCACUUUUCUUAGAGGUAGAAUAUGUGAGUUUCCCCCACCCAGCUAUGGUUCCAUGUUAAUACUUUACUACCCGGCAAAAAUGUUACAAGAUCCAAUUCAGGUUGCUGUACUUCGUAGCAAGCUUUUGUGUGAUGUCAAGGCACCCUCAGUGUCAUAGGGGUAAUAUGAAGAAUAUUCAUAUUCAAGAAUGGACAAGUCAAUGAAAAAAUAAUACGUGCUAUGAGUCUGGAGUUGUUCUUCUUUCAAUUGCCUUCUGGAAAAAAAAUGGCAUCACUUAACAUUUUAGACUCGGAGUUUUUAAAAACAACAACCAAUACACUACUAUCUAGAAAUGGCUACCAAAGUUCUCCAAAAGAUGCACAUUUGUUUGUGAACUCUUCCAUUUCUCUCUCCCAUGUUUUAAACACCUUAACCUUUGGUUGCAACAGCACAAAAACUGCAGCUAGCAAUAUUGCUGCUGCCAGUUGGCUUUGAGUUUCUCUCUGUGUCCUUUCUGGUGCUUUCGUAUGCUGCUAUAUGUUAAGUCUGUUUCUUCCUCCAUAAAAGUGUUGUUUGUGAAUCAUCCUUCCUUCUGAAGGCUCUGCUUGACCAAUCACAGCUUAUGAUUCUACAAAAUUAAAAAGCACAAUUCUCAUUCACUCCGCCCUGUUUCAGAUACUGUAUGCCUCUGUAUAGUAUCUCGACGCCUUAGACUGACCAUAGUGUCAAGAACUUAAUGCUCAUGACGCAGUUUUACAUACUGUGUGACAGAUUUACAAGUCUUACAACUUUUCCCUCAAUGUACUCUUAAGAAAUUGUCUCAACAUGUCCAAAAAAAGAAAAAAGGUUAAAUUGCACAUAGUAAACGUUUAUUUUUUUACGCUAACAAAACCAUGGGCUGGGAGGUGCGGUGGAAAGCCACACCUGUUUUGCAGUACUUUGGGUCUUUUUUAUAUUGCUGGACAAAAAGUUUUUUACCUGUACAAAUCCAAUCAUAACACUACCACACUCAGAGUCCACUGUCAAAGCAUAGAAACAAAGCACUUCCUUUCUCUAAAAGAGUGACAAGGCACAUAUUACCCAAUUCCAGACAUGUCUCGUUCGCCCUGAAUCACGAUCCUAUUGCAGUGCGGUAUCUGUCCUUUAUUUCCCCAGUUUAGUUGAGUAAGGCUGAUGAUGUACGGAUAGGGCUGCAGUAGGGAUGACCAAGUUGUUUUUUGCACUCUUGUGGCUGAUCUACUCUUUGAAUGGCUUUUGUUUGUGUGGGACUCUUGCAAAUGUGUACAGAUUUGCUUCCUGUUGUUAAGUGUGUAUGCGGCCACAUGUGCAUGAGUUCUGAACCAGCUCAGGCUACUUGCGGUGGAAUUCUUAAUCCAUUGUUGCUGGCAGAAGCGAAGGGGAUUCAUACUUCGCCAUGAACUGCCAUGUGUUAUGCACAUUUGUGCAUCUAAUUCCACAGCCCUCAUUGGUGCUUGACCGCACCAAAUUACACUGGGUAGCCUUUUCCCUCUUCCUUAUCCCUACCUCUCCCACUAAAGGAAAAAAAGUUGGCUUUAUCAUGUUGGCACUGCUGGGGUUUUAUUUGCAUGUAUUGUCAACUUCAUUUGACCUUUCCUGGCCUUUUUCUUUAAUGGGUAUAAAGGCCUUAUGGAUGUCUCUAAGGUCUUACUUCGUAGCUUUCUUUACAAAUUAUUUUGUGCAAAGUAAUUUCUUUUGUAUAGUGUUUUUGUACAGUCUCCAGAAUGUGAUAUUUGUUGCAGCAGUUAACAUUUCCAUUUCUUGUAUUAUCUGAGAUUUACUAACUCUUAUUUUGCUUUCCAAAAACUCAUCACAAACUUGGUUACUGGUAGCCCUAUCUAAGAGAGCUGUGGUUCUCUCUCACCUUCUGUCCCCUUUGGUACCUUCUGUUACCUCAUUUUGCUUAUUUUGCGUUGCAAAUUUGCUAAUGUUUAUGAAAGCCUAUUGGUUUUGUUAGAGUAAUAUUUGACGUGUUUCCUUUCAAAUCAUACUCCGUUGUAUUGUUUAACAUGUAGUUUUAAAUGUAUUAUAAAUAUCUGUAACCAAAUCAUUUGAAGGCUUGAUAAAUUUUUAACAAAAUUUGUACAUUUUUUAUGAGAGUUACUAGUAAUGCUUUUACUAAGUAGUGCAAUGAAUUUUUAUUUUUAAUCCCUGUGCCCAAUUUUGGAGUUGAGAGGGUUGUUCAGUAAUAAAUGUAUGAUGUACACUU
Messenger RNA from Elgaria multicarinata webbii, 5184 nucleotides. Its product is annotated as E3 ubiquitin-protein ligase RNF38-like. The record is from RefSeq and is a predicted model, not a curated record. Gene Ontology annotation, biological process: protein ubiquitination. NCBI's taxonomy places the organism in Eukaryota, Metazoa, Chordata, Lepidosauria, Squamata, Anguidae. The transcript is spliced from 11 exons. The coding region runs from base 122 to 1642 and encodes 506 amino acids. Gene Ontology annotation, molecular function: ubiquitin protein ligase activity.